AUGAAGCUGACCGGCGCGGGGACCCACACCUUCACUCUGGUGGUGUCCCAGUACGAGAAGCAGAACACCAUCAACUACACUCUGAGGGUGAGGAGGACUCUCAUGGAGUCAUCGUCAAACAUCUUCGUUCUUAUUCAUGAUAAAUGUUUGUUUUCUUCUUUUUCAUCAUCUUUACUAAAAGUGUUUUUGCAGAAUUGACAGAUUCACUCAGACUGGCAGGAGAGUUUCUGGAUUCUCACGUCGGUGUAAAUCGAACCAAAGCCGAUUUCUUCGAUCUAAUCCUCCCGUCGUUUCAUCUUUUGUCUUUUUAUUUAAAUUAUUGAUUUUUAAGAUUAGAUCUGAAAUCAAUCAUCUCUGAACAAACUCAGUCUGACCUCCAUCCUUCCCUCUGCAGCUCUCACUCCUCUACACACAGUUUGUUUCUUCCUCUUCUUUUAAUCCCUCUUUACUUUUCUCUUCUGUUUGCACAUGCGACCCAAAUAUAAAUUUAUAAUUUAUAAUUCAUGUCCUCCUCUCUCUGACUGUACUGAGGUCUGUGGAGAUCUUCUGAAGCCGCUCAUUAAAAAGGAACAUGCUCCCCGCUCACGUGUCUGCUGUGUGUUCGUAUGUGCGGCGGUGUCGCGCAGUAUCAGCUCAUUUCUCUCUCUCUCUCUCUCUCCUCCUUUCAGCUCAGAUCUGCGUCACUUUGAAGCUCGUCUUGAGAAUAACUGACUCCACUCUCGCUCUCUCUCUCUCUCUCUCUCUCUCUCUCUCUGUUUCUCGUUCUCUCAGUUUCCACCCGAGAUCAAAGUCAAAAGCAGAAAACGUGAUUUCGUUUCUGAUCCGUUCUGUUUUUAUUAACCGCGGCGGAGCUGCUAUGAAAGCUGCUAUGAAAGCUGCGUUUAGAUGGUUGUGAAUAAAUGAAGAGCUUUGGUUCUCCUGGAGAACGUCUGGAAACCUCUGGUAUUUUGUUCUUUAUCUGGUAAACUUGAUGUUUUCUGGCCUCCAGUCUUUCUUCUGAUUCCUCCUCUCAGUUUAAAAAAACAAACCGACGCUCCGGCUGAGAAACGAACCCUUCUGUGUCUCUGAUAGGUCUACUCUGGAUGUAAGUUCACCUUCUCCAAGAUCCCGAACCCCUUCACUCAAAUCAAAAGGGUCAGUUUCUCUGCUCACUCUGAUAAUAACCUUAAAUCUUUGUUCUCCUCCAACCUUUGCUCAUGAUGUUUGAUGUCUGCAGAUCAACGGUCAGUGGAAAGGGAUCAGCGCCGGAGGCUGUGGGAACUACAAGGACUCCUACAAACACAAUCCCAUCUACCAGAUCAACCUGGAGCGGUCCGGACCGCUGCUCGUCGAGCUCCGAGGAUCCAGGUCAGGAUUUGAGAAGUUCUGGGGACGUUUAGAGAGACACAGAGAGUCACGGAGAUAAGAAACGAGAAGGAGGACAGAGAGAGAGAGAGAUCCAGGAGGUCAUGAGGUUUUAUUACCCUCUCUCUCUCUAUUUCCCUCUCAGACACACUCAGAGGAUGACUCAGACCUCAGACAUGAUGGUUAUUCUGCUGCAGAGAACACCUCACAGGUUCUUCUACCAUCAUCUUCACAUGGUUACGAAGGACGCAGCUUUUAACUAUCUUCACUAAUUCACAUUUUCACUAAUUCAUAUUUUUUAAAGCAACAAACUGGAUGUAACUGAUGGUAUAGAUAAUAAAUAACAUGUAGGGGCAUAGAAAGGGUCAAACAUGCUGAAUAUGAAUGUGCAGAACAGACAAACUACCAAAACCUGAAUUAAUGUUUCUGAUUAAAUUCUGGACAAAAAUGCUGGAAAUGCAAAAUAGGUUAAAAAAACACCCAGAGACCUGAUCUAAAGUAUAAAAAUAUGUCAGAAGAGCAACAGAAACUGUGUGAUGUGGUUCUGAAGUGCCUGUUUUUGUGGUCGUGUGUCUGCAGGCAGUACAGCGUCGGUUUUGAGAUGGUCACGGUCUCGCAGGUUGGAGAUCCAGGUCCAGCUGCUUUCCAGAAGAAGAGCAGUGGAGAUUACAGGUGUGACUCCAACAAAGGAAGUCUGUGAAAACACCUGAACUGUAGUUUUUCUGUUUUACUGCCUGAAAGUGUCUCUUUUUUUUAUUCCAGAUGUGGUUUCUGCUUCAUGGAGGCCGAGCACGUCCCAGCGGGAAUCUACAACGUCAUCCCCACCACCUUUUUACCCAAACAGGAGGGACCCUUCUUCUUGGACUUUGCUAGCACCACAGCCCUGAAGGUCUCCCAGCUUCAAUGA
Xyrichtys novacula (pearly razorfish) is the source of this 2251-nucleotide messenger RNA. The record is from the annotation of a GenBank genome assembly. NCBI's taxonomy places the organism in Eukaryota, Metazoa, Chordata, Actinopteri, Labriformes, Labridae.